AUGUCGUCGCCCUUAAUACUUCUCCCCGGUGAUGAGGUGCCAUCAGAAUACCUCCCCAACAGUUCCGCGCCGCUACGACUAGGCCCAGGCCUACGACUCCUCUCACAACCGCCAGCGACCAAACCUUCAAAACACGUCUUGACAGCUACACAAGCCGGGAUUCUCUCUACAGAUAACAAGCGCAAUGCCGUGUCCAUACUAUCUACGUCCAACCGCCGCUACGUCCCGACCUCCAAUGAUCUUAUCAUCGCGCAAGUGCACCACUCAAGCGCCGACUACUUCCACUGCAUGAUUACACCACAGUCCCCUCACGCACUCCUCGGACAAUUAUCCUUCGAAGGCGCGACGAAGAAAACACGGCCGCAGUUGAAAGGCGGAGAUCUUGUCUACGCGCGCGUGCUCUCGACGGGUCUGGGGCCAGGUGCCGAAAUCGAACUCACAUGCGUCAACCCUGCGACUGGGAAGGCGGAGCCUGGGGGUCUAGGCCCUUUGAAUGGAGGCAUGGUGUUUGAUAUUUCGACUGGUAUGGCGGCUAGGCUGAUUAGGGCAAGCUCAUCUUCGUCGGAUCAGCAGGAGGGGGUUGCGGGCUUGGUUGUGUUGGAUGAGCUGGGCAAGAAGCUCGAGAAGGCUGGAGGGUUUGAGAUUGCGGUUGGAAGGAAUGGCAAGGUUUGGGUGGACUGCUCGAACAGUGAGGAUGAUGCUGUUAGAGCGACUGUAGCGAUUGGGCGGUGCAUCACGACCAUUGACGAGCAUAACCUCAAUCCCACCGAUCAACGGAAAUUGGUGACGAGGAUAUUACGGGAAAUGAAAAUAGAGUCAUGA
Aspergillus mulundensis is the source of this 822-nucleotide messenger RNA. Its product is annotated as exosome non-catalytic core subunit RRP40. The coding region runs from base 1 to 822 and encodes 273 amino acids. NCBI's taxonomy places the organism in Eukaryota, Fungi, Ascomycota, Eurotiomycetes, Eurotiales, Aspergillaceae. The record is from RefSeq and is a predicted model, not a curated record. Gene Ontology annotation, cellular component: nuclear exosome (RNase complex); cytoplasmic exosome (RNase complex). Gene Ontology annotation, molecular function: RNA binding. The transcript has a single exon. Gene Ontology annotation, biological process: U4 snRNA 3'-end processing; poly(A)-dependent snoRNA 3'-end processing; nuclear polyadenylation-dependent rRNA catabolic process.